CCCGGGCAGCGCUCGGCAGGCGGCGCGGCGGGGCCCCCCAGCGGCAGGCCCGCCCCGCGCGGUGCCCGCCGUCACUGCCGCUGGCGGCUGGGCCGCCGGCGCCUCCCCCGCCGCGGCGGCCUGAUGCGGCAGCCGGCGCCGCCCCGCUUGGCUUCCCCGCUCCGUUUCCCCGAAACCCCUCCGCCUUGAUAUCUCUCGGGGCGAGGCGGGGACGGUGACGCCCCGUGCCCGGUGCGCCGGCCAUGCGGGGCGCGGCCCCCGGCGGCCCGGCAGCGGGCGGCGGGCGCUGAGCGCGGGCGGCGGCGAUGCCGAUGCCGGGGGGCGGUGGGGCUGCGGCCGCCGCCAGGCGCCCUCUGGCCGGCGAGGCAGCGGCGGCGGCGCGGGAAGAGGAGCAGCAGGAGGAGGAGGGCGAGGAGGAUCUCCGCGACGGAGGCGUCCCCUUCUUCGUCAACCGCGGCGGGCUGCCGGUGGACGAGCCCACCUGGGAGCGGAUGUGGCGGCAUGUGGGCAGGAUCCACCCCGAGGGGGAGCGGGUGGCGCAGAGGAUCCGGGGCGCCGCCGACCUGCCCAAGAUUCCCAUACCAAGUGUGCCUGUGUUCCAGCCGUCCACCACCAUCCCUGAGCGCCUGGAAGCUGUGCAGCGCUACAUCAGGGAGCUUCAGUACAAUCACACUGGGACACAAUUUUUUGAGAUUAAGAAGAGCAGACCUCUGACUGGGUUGAUGGACCUGGCCAAAGAAAUGACCAAAGAGGCCCUGCCAAUAAAAUGCCUGGAAGCUGUGAUCCUGGGAAUUUACCUCACCAACAACAUGACCACGCUGGACCGUUUCCCCAUCAGCUUCAAAACCCACUUCUCAGGGAACUACUUCCGACACAUUGUGCUGGGGGUGAACUUUGGAGGCCGCUAUGGGGCACUGGGCAUCAGCCGACGUGAGGAGCUCAUGUACAAAGCACCCGUCUUCCGCACACUGAGCGAACUCAUCUUUGACUUUGAGGAGGCGUAUCGCCGCUGCUGGCACACGCUUAAAAAGGUGAAGCUGGGCCACUGUGUGUCCCACGACCCACACAGCGUGGAGCAGAUUGAGUGGAAGCACUCCAUCCUGGAUCUAGACAAGCUAACCCGGGAAGACUUUCGCAAAGAGCUUGAGAGACACGCCCGUGAUAUGAGGCUGAAGAUUGGCAAAGGAACUGGGCCACCAUCUCCCACCAAGGACAGAAAGAAAGAUGUCUCCUCCCCACAAAGAGGUCAGGCCAGCCCCCAUCGGCGCAACAGCCGUGGGGACCGACGGCCAUCUGGUGAAAAGAAGCCCACUGAUUCCAAAGCCAUGCCAGACCUCAAUGGGUACCAGAUCCGGGUGUGAAGAGAGCUGUGCCUUGUGUGACUGGCUUCACAGACUUUUGGGGCCACAACUGGGACCUGGAUCCAUCUGCAGUGAUUCUGGCAAAGGGGACAGGGGAGUGGGAGCAGAAAAGAGUGCUGAUCUUGCCAGGUACUUCCUAGUGGGCUAAUCCCAGACCUGGAUCCCAUGGGUCCCAGAGGAUUCACCUGCCUGUUUCUGGGAGAGGUGUCCAUCUUAAUUCACUGAAACAAGUAUUUAAAAAAAAAAAUAGUCUGUAUGUCGGUGGGAGUUUGCUGCAGGAAGAAUAUGAAGUCAGUAGAGUCAGCAGACUUGCUAUCAAUUUUUUUUUGUUGACAGCAAGUAGAUGAAGCAUCUUGUCAACAGUACUUCUUCCCUGUCUGUACAGAAGUCUUAACUCAUGCAAGGCCUGAAAGUCUGAGGGAGAAGUGAUGCCGAAAUGAGAUGGCCCCCACAUCUUGUGCAAAAACUCCUGGUUUCAUCAUUAUGAACACUUUGUUUAGCAUUGUUCUUGUAAGAGACAGGGCUGAAUUUGCUCAGCCUGAUUUAUUUAUCAUACAAGGGUUUCUCAUCUGGAGAAACCACAUCUUGUGUGUUUAGUCCUGCCUAUUUCAAAGCAUUUCAUUGUCUCUGAGGGGUAGACGGUGGGAUAAUGAUCCUCUUUACCCACUGCAAAGAUGGGGAGCUGUUGCUGUAAGUCAUUUUGUGGUUGAGUGGGUCCAGAUGUACUUGUGCCAUGUCCACAUGAAAACAGUCACAGAGACCUCAGUUCUCCCAGCAGUGGAGGCAAGGGUAGGCAGGGGCUGGAGGGAUGCCUGAACUUGAGUCAUUUCUUUGUCAGCCUUCUAUCCAUUAACAUCUAGUGACUGAUACUGUGAAAGCUUGCAGAAGGCACUUCAGUCACUUAGGUAUGAGUUUUAAGAGUAAAUAGUUAAAGAAGGAUUUAAUUAUGUGAACAGGUUUUUCAAGCAUUUUUACUUUACGCAAGGGUUUUGUUCCCUCCUCACUGUAGUUUAGUGCUAGAGUUACAGACACCUGUUGGUGGGAAGCCCUGCAUGAGGAGAGUGCAGCUGCUUUCCUGACAGCUCAGCCUGAAGCCUCUUGAAAGUAGUUCCCCAGCCCUGUCCCAGAUAGCUGCCAGAUUUCACAGCACCCCUCACGCUAGCCUUCCCCAAAGGGCCAGGCUGGGCUUACAGCCUUCACUGUUCCUGCACCUCUCUCAGAAGAGUGUUGUACUACUGGUUAAGCAGUGUGACGCUUGUCAGAAAUACGGAACGUUGAGGCCUAGGGCCUGGCAACAGUGGGGUUGCCAGAAGUCAGAACAGCAUGGCCUUGAAGUGAUCUGGAUGCAUGCAUCCAGGGGAUGCAAAAAUUGAGAGAAACUGAGACUUGUUUUAUCACAGCACUGACAAGGAGCUAAACAUUCUAAAAUACUGCAUCCUUAAUUUUGAUAAAAUUUGGUUUAUUCUUUCCUGUGAGCUUGUUAGAAACAUGAUGGAGCUUAUCUCUACCAGGUUUUUUUGUUGCAGUAUUUCUGUGCCAUACCCUCAUAUAAGCAGUGCUAUUUUGGUGGCAGAGAAUAGGUUCUUAUCCCCAAACAAAUCCUUGAGGCACCACCCACAAGUGAUUUAACUCGGGCCUUACAGGUUCCUAAUUGUACAUCCUUAACUGUGAUGUAACUUACAAGGCAUUAUAUCCAUACCAGAGCAGUCUCUCCUUCCAAGCUCUUUGUAGUCUGUACUUUUCUGCUAUGCUGUACGACCAGGAGGACAAUCUGUAGGGGGUGACAGAACUUGCUGCUGAUCCAAGAUAAGGUGGAUCCAGAAGAGGAUGCCAGUUUCCACAGUGCAGUGCAACACCUGUCCCUUCCCUUGCUCUCCAGCCACAUGCAACCAUUUGAAAUUAGACAGCAGUAGCAAGCCAAGCAACUCUGCUUAAUUUUGUGGGGCUGUAAAUUAACAUAUUUAGUGUCUGGAUGCUAACAAUUAUGUUAGCUGUAAAGGUACCACAGUUACAUAUAAAUAAUAUGGGUCACCUGGAAGCCACAAACUGCCUUUGCAUAAUGUUUGCUGUGCAAAAAUUAUGAUUAGUUUGUUCGUUAAUUCAGAGUAACUGGAAAGCUCUUAAGAAUAACUGUUAGUUCAUACAGAGCACAUUCCAUACCUGGACAGACUUGAGGCUUUUUAGGUGGAAAGAAGUGGAAAUGUGUUGUGGGGAGGAAGACUUCAAACAGAUGGGGCAAGUGAGGGAUCAGCUGCAAGCUAAUGAUGCUUUCUUUAGAGCAGGGCAAAAGGGAUGCUCAGCAGUGUUGGAUCACCAGGGUAGAAUAACUUAAAACAAAAUGCUUUGUUUGACAUGGUAAUUAAGAGCUUUCCUGCAGGAUGUAACAGAGGCCAAUAGCUUAGAAAACCAAAGGAAGUGGAUGUUUAAGGAAUGAAUGGCAGGUAUCAUUCAAGGUCUCAGCUGUAGCCAGACAAGAAUAUCCUCUUUCAAGAUACAGUUGCACAAUUAUCUACAUUAGGAGGCAUUUAAUUCUUAUGUGUCUAAUGUUGACGACUCCUCAAGAUGGACACAGGAGCAGACACGAGCCCUCUACUUGAGUUACCAUCACAGAAUCACUAUUUCAAGCCUUCUACUAUUUUUUUCUGUGUGCUAGAUUUCCUGCCUGUUACUCUUUCUGUAUUUCCAGUUUAGCAGAUGGUGCAAGAAACUGGAAAAUGACCAAACAAUUAUCCCAUUCUUGCUCUUGCUCCCUUCAACCAUCAAGAUGAAUCACUUCAAUACAAAGCUUAGCUUCCUUGCUAACAAACAAGACAGCAUCUCCCUGUGACAAAAAGGAUUAGUACAAUCCAGUUGUAUGCCAUAAAAAAUGUGAAGGCACAAUGAAAGAUGAACUUUUGCACUUCCACAUCUUUCCUGUCUCAUCCAUAUGCUCUGACUUCUGGCCUGUCUGCCUUUAACCAAAAGGGAAAAAAAGCUGGGAAGUAGUCAUUUUCACUUUUGCAGUCUCUAGAACUACAGAGAAGGAAUUAAAAUAAGGAACUAGACUGUAACUUACACUCUUCAGUGCCUGCAGAACAAAAAAGAUGCAUCUUGAGGAGUCCUAUUAAUUAUUUAAUGUUAAAUAUUAGUAUGAUUGCUUUUGUAGCUGAGGUGUAAAUUUCACUGCCCAGUAGGUCUCAUGUCUGUUCUGCAGUACAAGUCCUUCUGAAUUUGUGGAAAGGAACUGCAUCCAUAAACUAGGAAUGGAUAGACACUGCCUAUGUGUUAUGUCAUGUAUAGGUGAGCUUUGAAAGACUUGAACAAAUGCUUACCUACUACUAGCAGAACUAUUUUAAAUUAAAUGCAAACCUUGAAAUAAGAGUUCUUCUUCAUACUUUUAUGUAAAAGUCCCUUGAUACCUGGUCAACUGCAAUUUUUUUAAUGGAUUAGCUGCAAAACUUUCUGCUACAGUGUCACUCUGAUACAAACUUAAUAUCCUAAAGAGCAGGGUUGGGUGUCCAUCACCCUGUGACACUCUAGCCUUUUUUUUAAACUCUGAUAUGAUAAACUGAGUAUUUAGGAACCCAAGGUAUGUUAGCAAGUGUUUUAGGUGGGAGUGGAGUGCUUUUUUUCAGCUGAUUAUUUUAGCCAUGUGUGGGUCAGUACAGGAUAUGAUCUACUAGAAUACAUGACUCCAGAACCGUGGUAGAAACAUAGUUUCUGUUGAAGCAGUAGCUGUAUUGCUGUUACCAGAUCUGUUUAACAUGAAUUUUUUUUUUUAAGUAUUUCAGGUGAAAGCCUUAAUCAGGUGCCUGCCCCUUAAGGCAGGCUCACAUGUGGUGUUGUGGAGAUUGAAACAUGACUGUCCUUAAAACUGCAGAGUUUAAGAAACCAUAAUGAACAGAAGAAUGUUCCUGUUGCCAAAGGGCAAGAGUCUGGAUUAGAUGGGCUUGACCUUGCUCCAGUGGCUCUGGCUAAUCACUUCAGGUGGUUGCUUUUGCCACUUGCUCAUUUUAAGUGAAGUAUUUCAAGUGGCCCUGAUUGUGAUCAGACACUAGAUCUAAGCAGGACAUGCCCCGUGUCCCACACAUACUGCGUGUGCAAGUCUGGCUGAAAUAACACCGCAUAUUCCAGUGGUCUUGCACUGUUGUUCUGUGACCAUUUAGAUCUGCAUUAUAGAUUUACAACUUAAGCUAAUAAAGCAAGUGCUAUUCUGGCUUGGAGUUUGCUCUAUCAGAGCAAGGUGGAGAUGGUCCCUCUACAGCCAAGCUGAACUCCUUAGGGAAUUUAGUAUUUUUGUCCAUUUUCUGAGCAGAUGUUUACUUGUGUCACAACCACUCUCCUUCAGUGGUGCCCUGGCCCUCUGCUCAAGAGCAACUCAACUUAUGCCCAGAAGGCUACUGAAUCCCCUGUAGUCUCUGCAGAGCAGAGUUUCCUUCCAGGUCAGGGCUGAGAUGGUGCUAGUGGGACCAGAGUGGUCCCCCUCCAUGCACAUCAGUAUUCUACUCUAGCACUGAAAGGGUGCUCCACAACCAUUUACAUCUUUAUCACUGGUACAGCUCAGAACUAAGAAAUUGAAGGUUUCUUUCUUUAAGAACAAUAUCAUGUGUGUCUUUUUGUAAUUAAUCAGUGUGGUUCUGUGUUCUUAUGUAGCCAACACAGAAUCUGUAUUUAGAUUUAGUUCUUACUACAUUUCCCAUAGCCCUCAUGUUGAUACUUCUUCCUGCUUCCUUUGACACUUAGAGAAUAAAAUUCCCUCUGUACUGCUCUCAGCUUGUGCAGAGAAAACAA
Apus apus (common swift) is the source of this 6131-nucleotide messenger RNA. It is a transcript of the gene VASH1, whose product is annotated as vasohibin 1. Lineage: Eukaryota; Metazoa; Chordata; Aves; Apodiformes; Apodidae. Gene Ontology annotation, biological process: regulation of angiogenesis. The transcript is spliced from 7 exons. Gene Ontology annotation, cellular component: cytoplasm. Bases 306 to 1361 code for a protein of 351 amino acids. The record is from RefSeq and is a predicted model, not a curated record.